CGGGUUGUGCGUGCGACGCUCGGGGGGCGUGUCCAGCGGAGUCACUGCAGCGGCGGACAGAAACAAACAAACCGAUUCUCCAAGUUUCAGGAUUCGAACCCAACACGUCACCGAGUCGGUUGUGAGCUGUGAGCCGCUCAUCCUCACUGAACCUGGAUCAGAUCACUUCCUCUUUGACGUCAUCCCAUCCAGACACUAGAGGUGAAUGAGAUCUACGCAGGAAGUGGGGCUCAUCACAUGGGAGUGUGUGAGGGCGUGAGCGAGGUCGUGUGUUCAGGCCUCCUGCUGGCAUGGCGGGGGUCAGAGAGCGCGGCUCCCGGACCCAGAGGCCGUGGUCGGUGUACCGGGCCACCACCUUCGAGCUGUCCGACGAGAUGAUCGGCCUGGCGCUCGCAGGGAACAGUCAGGACCCAGACGAGCCGGUGCUGGAGUUCAGCGUCGUCUGCACUGACCUGGUGCCUCCUGCUCUGGAUCGAAAGCCCAACAGCUUCGUAGCAGUGAGCUGCACGACGCCGCCUCAGGCCUUCUGGACCAAACACGCCCAGACUGAGGUCAUAGAGGGAACCAGUAAUCCCAUCUUCCUCAGCAGCGUGGCCUUCUUCCAGGAGUCCAACAUCAACCAGCAGACGCAGGUGAAACUGGCCGUCUAUGAUGUGAAGGACCGCUCGCAGGGCACGAUGUACCUGCUGGGCUCAGCACUUUUUCCUGUCAAGGAGAUUCUGCAGGAGGAGAGUCACAGACUACAGCUGGAACUGAGAUCUGCAGAGAACGUGCGCGUGGGGAACAUCACCAUCACAGCCUGGCAGAUGGAGGACCGAGCGGACCAGAGGAUGUCGCUCAACCGCCUGCCAGACGGCAUCAACGGCCGGACGGUGCUGCCUGUGGACGAGAGCCUCACGGAGUCGAUGGGAGUCCGGAUCAAGUUCGCCUCGCUGUGCAAAGACACCUUGCUGCGCUCAGUGUUCGGAGGCACCAUGUCCAGGAUGUACCGCUUCCCCACCACGGACGGGAAGCAUCUCCGCGUGCUGGAGCAGAUGGCCGAGAGCGUCCUGUCGGUCAACGUCCCCAGACAGUUCGUCAAGCUGCUGCUGGAGGAGGACGCGGCCAGGGUCUGUGAGCUGGAGGAGCUGGGAGAGUUGUCCCCCUGCUGGGAGAACCUGCGGCGACAGAUCGUCUCUCAGUACCAGACCAUAAUACUAGCUUACCAGGAAACCCUGUCCGACCUCAGUGACUACAGAGGGCCGUCAUUCAAAGCCAGUAACCUGAAGGCCGAGAGGAAGCUGGAGUUCAUGCCGACCAACCUCCACGUUCAGAGGAUGAGGGUUCAGGAUGAGCUGGGCUUCGAGCACACGUAUGAUGUGAUCACAAUCGGAGCUCCGGCCGCUCACUGCCAGGGUUUUAAAAACAGCGGCCUGAGGAAACUCAUCCAGAAGUUUGAGGAGGCAAAGAAACACAGCGCGCUCUCCAGCUCACAGUCCAUCGUCUUCAUACCUCAGGACAUCGUCCGGGCCAAAGAGAUCAUCGCCCACAUCAACACGCUGAAGACUCAGGUCAGCUACUACGCCGAGCGGCUGUCCCGCGCCGCCAAGGACCGCUCGGCCAGCGGCCUGGAGAGGACGCUCACCAUCCUGGCUGAUAAGGCCCGUCAGCUGGUGGCCGUGUGCGACUGUAAGCUGCUGGCUUCAGCCAUUCAGGCCCUGAACGCCGCGCGGCCGGAGUACAUCGCCUCCAAAGCGUCUCCUUCCGCCGACUCGGAGCAAGUAGUCCUCCGUAACGACCAGGACACGCUGCUCGCCAAGUGGAGCGGCCGCAACAGCCGCUCCUCGCUACAUGUGGACUGGCAUGAGGAGGAAUGGGAGAAGGUUUGGGUGAAUGUGGAUAAAUCCCUGGAGUGCGUCAUCCAGCGAGUCGACAAGCUGCUCCAGAAGGAGAGGAGGCCCAGCGAUGCCAGUCAGGACAGUACCCAGAGUGACCUGCAGGGCGGCGGCAGUAAGAAAGGUAACGGAGAGAAAAGACGAGCGUUCUGGAUCAACCCAGGGAAUAUGUCAGAGGAAUCUCCAUCAUCCUCAUCCUCAUCCACACUUCCACCUCCAUCAUCACCUCCUCCACCACCUUCCUCAUCCUCUCUGCCUGCCCUCUCCUCCGCUCAUCCAGAACACGAGUCCUAUGGAAGCCCCGGUGCUGAGGAGGCGUACCCAGGUGAGUGGAGCGAGGCGUUGUACCCUCUCCUCACCACGCUCACCGAGUGUGUUGCCAUGAUGAGCGACAAGGCCAAGAAGUCCAUGGUCUUCCUCUUGAUGCAGGACAGCGCCCCGACGAUAGCCAUGGACCUGUCGCUGCAGUACCGCCGCGACGUGGUCUUCUGCCAGACGCUCACCGCUCUCAUCUGCGGCUUCAUCAUCAAACUGAGGAACUGCCUCCGUGACUCCGGCUUCCUCCGGCAGCUCUACACCAUCGGCCUCCUGGCUCAGUCCGAGUCGCUGCUCAGCACCUACGGGGAGGAGCUGUCCAUGUUGGAGGACAUGAGCGUCGGCAUCAUGGAUCUGAGGAACGUCACCUUUAAGGUGACCCAGGCCACCGGCAGCUCGGCGCCCGACAUGCUGCCGAUCAUCACCGGGAACCGAGACGGUUUCAACGUCCGCAUCCCGCUGCCAGGAACCAUGUUCGACGCUCUGCCUCGAGAGAUCCAGAGCGGCAUGCUGCUGAGGGUCCAGCCGGUGCACUUCAACGUGGGCAUCAACGAGCAGCAGACGCUGGCCGAGAAAUUCGGAGACACGUCCCUGCAGGAGAUCAUAAACCUGGAGAGUCUGUCCAGGUUGAAUUCGUACUACGAGCAGUUCAAAGAAGUCCUGCCUGAGGACUGCCUCCCCAGGUCUCGCUCUCAGACCUGUCUCCCCGAGCUGCUGAGGUUCCUGGGGCAGAACGUUCAUGCCAGGAAGAACAAGAACGUGGACGUCCUGUGGCAGGCGGCCGAGAUUUGUCGCCGGCUGAACGGCGUCCGCUUCACCAGCUGCAAGAGCGCCAAAGACCGCACGGCCAUGUCGGUGACCCUGGAGCAGUGCCUGAUCCUGCAGCACGAGCACGGCAUGGCGCCGCAGGUCUUCACCCAGGCUCUGGACUGCAUGCGCAGCAUUGGUACGAGGGAGGGGGUGAUCCAGAAGAACCUGAGCGGCUUGCUGCCGGUGCGUGACUUCCGGCUGGACCCCAGCCUCAUGUACUCGCUGCCCCUGCUGGCCCUCAGCCCCAACCUCCUGGUGGUGUGGAUCUUCCUCAGCGUGGCCUAUUUCCUGGCCAAGCUCCGCUGCAGCUGAGUGGCCGCGAGCAGCCGACUGACUAACAGCCAAUCAUAACG
Molecule: messenger RNA, 3352 nt
Organism: Pleuronectes platessa (European plaice)
Lineage: Eukaryota; Metazoa; Chordata; Actinopteri; Pleuronectiformes; Pleuronectidae
Gene: inpp4ab
Product: inositol polyphosphate-4-phosphatase type I Ab
Exons: 26
Coding region: 291-3311 (1006 amino acids)
Cellular component (GO): cytoplasm
Molecular function (GO): phosphatidylinositol-3,4-bisphosphate 4-phosphatase activity
Source: RefSeq, a predicted model, not a curated record